AUGUCCCAACCAACGCAGCUUUUGGUGCUGGACACAUUCUUCAAUGGAAGUACCCGUUACACAAACAAAAACACGCUUUCCAACCGCCUCAUUACCGAUUCGCCGACACCAACCCACACGAGCUAUGGUUCUGAGACAACGAUUGUCGAACACCUGAAGACGUCUCAGUUCCGCUGUUCGAAUAGGCCAAGUCUCACAGCCAUACAACAAAACAGCCCGUACGGUGAACGACAGCCACUGACCGACAAGAACAAAACCGAUCCGGGAAACUUGGGCAAGAGCCUCGAUCCUGUGUAUCAAUCCGUGAAUCCGUUAAUCCGUUCUAGAAACAUUCUAAGUGGCGUGAGUCCUAAAUCUCGGCUGUGGUUAUCUGAGGAGUGCUGUGAUUGCGCUGUACUUCGGCAGGGUCUUCUGGUUGUUGCUGCCGAUUGUCGAAAACGGGAAAACGGCAUAGCAGAAACUUUUGAAUUCUACUUCAAUGGUAGAAUGAAAAAGAGUUCAAUGACAAUCUAUGAAUCUACCAAUAAAGUACUCCGGAUGGAAAAUGUCAAAAAUAGUGCCAUUGAAUUCCCUUACCAAACAGAUCGUCCUCAACCAGGUGCAGUGCGGAAGACGUGGUCUCCAUCCUGGAAGCAUUGUAACGAAUUGCGUCCUUAUACUACUCACGUCUGCUUACCCAAGCGUACUUUUUGCCGUCUUGUUGAAGACUACGCCUUGCCUUGGGUUGAAAUACGCCCCAUAAAACCUCUGUUUGCUACCUCCUAUCUCCGCGAAUCUCCCAAAGAAAUGCAUGAAAGCCAAGAGACCCAGCAUCUAACGCCUCGCCUCUCUGGGUUGGAUGGUGGUCAUGUGACCCAUGAUGCCCCUAUCUCUGGCUCUCCUCUGUACGUGAUCCGUGCGUUCUUGCCAGUGAUGGACUCGUUUGGUUUCGAGACCGAUCUGCGUGGUAUUUUCAAGCAGGAAAGAAAACAGGAAGUACACUGGUCGGCUGAUUUGUCAGCCACUUUUCUUGAGGCCCUUACACUGGAUUUAAGCUACGCGGAAGGAAUCGGAAAGUUCCGUUCUAAGGGUUUUUCUGGACAUGAUUAA
This is a messenger RNA of Opisthorchis viverrini, 1089 nucleotides long. RefSeq lists its product as hypothetical. The coding region runs from base 1 to 1089 and encodes 362 amino acids. The transcript has 8 exons. NCBI's taxonomy places the organism in Eukaryota, Metazoa, Platyhelminthes, Trematoda, Opisthorchiida, Opisthorchiidae. The record is from RefSeq and is a predicted model, not a curated record.